Molecule: messenger RNA, 883 nt
Organism: Corapipo altera (White-ruffed manakin)
Lineage: Eukaryota; Metazoa; Chordata; Aves; Passeriformes; Pipridae
Gene: ACBD7
Product: acyl-CoA binding domain containing 7
Exons: 4
Coding region: 418-684 (88 amino acids)
Biological process (GO): fatty acid metabolic process
Molecular function (GO): fatty-acyl-CoA binding
Source: RefSeq, a predicted model, not a curated record
GGCUGCAGCAAGGGGACCAGCAGCAAUAACCGGGCUGGCUGCCGUUCAAGUCACCCAAGAAAUUUCUUUUUCAAACAAAUGGCUUGAGAAUCCUGCUGUAUCGCUGCUCUCCGAGCCUGGUGGCCUAAUCCUCAGUGGUAUGGAAACGAGCUCAGGCUUUCUGAGGAAACGACUGUGGGGUUAAUGCUCACUGCCCCCACCGCCCCUUCCCUGCGGUUCGCAGCCGCUCAGCUGUGCCGGCAGGGCCCGGGAGGCGCAGCGGGAGCGAGCCCGUGUCGUGCCUCAGCCGGGAGCUGAGGUCACUGGGACCAUCCCAGCGCCACCGCGCCCGCGCCGCGGGAGCCCUCAGGCAGAGGCGCCGCGUCCCGGCCGCGGAAGGAACGAGGCCGCUCCCUGGGCAUCCAUCCUCGCAGCAUCAUGACUCUCCAGGCUGACUUUGAUGGUGCUGCAGAAGAUGUAAAAAAAUUAAAAACAAGACCAACUGAUGAAGAACUGAAGGAACUAUAUGGAUUCUACAAACAGGCUACCGUUGGAGAUAUUAAUAUUGAAUGUCCAGGAAUGCUAGAUUUGAAAGGCAAAGCCAAAUGGGAGGCAUGGAACCUGAAAAAAGGUUUAUCAAAGGAGGAUGCCAUGAAUGCCUAUAUCUCUAAAGCAAAAGCAAUGGUAGAAAAAUACGGGAUCUAGAGUAUUCAAAGUAAUUCCCACUAAUAAUUAACUCUUUAGUAGCUAGUGAACUAACUCUGUUGAGAACACUGCAAUACUAACUCCUUGUGUAGUCUGACUAAUAUCUUUUAAGCAUAAGCUGACUGUAAAGGGUAUUUAUAUACAUACUCUAUUUUUAGAUUGUAUCUUAUUCUAAAUAAAUUUGAACCUAAUAAAUUAA